ACUUUUUGUUUUGGAAUAGAUCUUCUGGGUCUUCUCGGUAUUGCACAAACGAAAGAGUUUGCAUUGAGAGCGCAGGUCUUGAGUCCGAAGGCAAUCCUACAAAGUGCCACCAUCAAUCCAGCUCGGAAGUUUGGACUGUCGGACUUUUUGGGUCAGAUCAAGGCCAACUUUGCUGCUGAUAUGCUCAUUCUGAAUGAGCAUCCGUUUGACAAUACCUCUAUAUUUGACAAUCCAGAAAAUAAUUUCUUAGCUGUGAUCAAAGAGGGGAGAGUAUUUCAUAGCCUUUCGUCGAAAUUGCCGCAGGAU
Messenger RNA from Hyaloscypha bicolor E, 306 nucleotides. RefSeq lists its product as uncharacterized. The annotation marks the transcript as partial. Gene Ontology annotation, molecular function: hydrolase activity, acting on carbon-nitrogen (but not peptide) bonds. The record is from RefSeq and is a predicted model, not a curated record. NCBI's taxonomy places the organism in Eukaryota, Fungi, Ascomycota, Leotiomycetes, Helotiales, Hyaloscyphaceae. The transcript has a single exon.